AUGUCGAGUUUAGGUUAUGAUCAGCGAUCUGGAACUCGAACUGGUGGUCAAGGUCCUGGUCGAUCACGGGUGCAGUGUCAGCUUUGUGGGAAGUUUGGACACCUAGUUGAUCGCUGUUGGCAUAGAUAUAAUAAAGAUUUCUUGUGUGUUGCUGCUGUCAAUUAUGGAUCGCAUCAAUCGGAUCAUAAAGCUGCUUCUUCUACAUAUAACUCGACGAUUUUAUCCUCUGAUGUUGGCUGUGAGUGUUGUACUAAACGAAAAUCUGGUUCGGUUGUGAUUGGUCAACUGCAGGCUCAUGUUACUUCUAUGACAUCUGAGCGUUGGGUGGUUGACUCAGGUUCCACGCAUCAUGUUACUUCAGACUCCAAUAAGGUCUUGAAUUCAUUUGAGUUUCUCAGUCCAAGUAAACUUUUAGUUGACAAUGGUAUGCCUCUUGAUGUAGCUUUGGUUGGUCAUUCUCAUGUUCAUGCUUCUUCACGUAUGCUUUUGCUGAAUGAUUUAUGUUGCGUAUGUGAUGAGGCAACUGGGAAUGUUCUGCUUCAAGGAGAGGAGCAUAGAGGUUUAUAUUCGUUUGCUAUGGAUAAUAACUCCUUAGCAGUCAAUCUUGCAGAAGGACCACCUCAUGUGGAAUCCAAUGGAUUUCGUUUUUAUGUUUCGUUUAUGGAUGUAUUUACACGACACACUUGGAUUUACCUGUUAAAACGGAAGGAUGAGGCUGUGUUGGUAUUUCAGAUGUUUCAAAAACUUGUAGUUAAUCAGUUUGGUAGUACUAUCAAAGCUUUACAAACUGACUGGGGUGCUCAGGCAUCUCUGUUAAUUAAAUACUGGUCAUAUGCUGCUAUCUCAGUAGUUUACUUGAUUAACCGUCUUCCUACUAAAGUUCUACAAGGCUUGUCUCCGUUUGAGAAGCUAUAUGAAAAGAAACCAAAUUGUUCCAUGAUGAAGUAUUCACAUGAUGCUCCAAAUACUGUUGUGCAACCCACUGUGAAUGGUGCGGUUGACUGUGCUUCAAAUGAUGUUGUAUCAGGGAGUGUUGUGCCCGUAGAUUCUAAUGGUGUAGAUACUGGUGCUGAUCAUGACGAAUUUGACAAUGUUGCUGGUGCAUAUGCUGGUGCUAGUCGUGAUGAGUCUGAAAUUGUUGGUAUUGACACUACUGUUGUUACUGAACCUAGUAUUGAUGUUUCUUCAUCUCGCAUUCAUCCUAUAAUGACACGUAGUAGGUGUGGUAUUUUUAAACCUAAAGUUUUUUCGAGUGUUGUGGAUGAUGAUGUUCCUGCUACAAUAAAUGCAGCACUACAGUCUUCUCACUCGACUGUUGUUGUACAUGAAGAAUACAACACUCUACAAAAUAAUGGUACUUGGUCUUUGGUGCAACUCCCUGAAGACAGAACUGCAGUUGGGGAUAUGUUUAGCUCGGUAGUUCGCUUUUCCAUGAUUAGUACAGUUCUGUCUAUUGUUGUCUCUAAUGGUUGGGAGCUUAGGCAUGUUGAUAUAAAUAAUCUGUUCCUUAAUGGAGACCUAAGUGAAGAUGUCUACAUGCAACAACCUCCUAGGUUUGAGUAG
Hibiscus syriacus is the source of this 1563-nucleotide messenger RNA. RefSeq lists its product as uncharacterized. Gene Ontology annotation, molecular function: nucleic acid binding; zinc ion binding. The record is from RefSeq and is a predicted model, not a curated record. The transcript has 7 exons. Lineage: Eukaryota; Viridiplantae; Streptophyta; Magnoliopsida; Malvales; Malvaceae. The coding region runs from base 1 to 1563 and encodes 520 amino acids.